This is a messenger RNA of Cladophialophora bantiana CBS 173.52, 384 nucleotides long. RefSeq lists its product as uncharacterized. The transcript has 2 exons. Bases 1 to 384 code for a protein of 127 amino acids. The record is from RefSeq and is a predicted model, not a curated record. NCBI's taxonomy places the organism in Eukaryota, Fungi, Ascomycota, Eurotiomycetes, Chaetothyriales, Herpotrichiellaceae.
AUGGCGGUCCUGGAUGGUCGAGAAGGAUAUGCAAAGAUGGCUUAUCUAAUGAGCCGCCACCCUGAAUUUGGCAUCUUUCGAAGCUUUGACGAAUUGAAUUACCAGAAUCUCCUCUACAUUCAAGCCGAACUCACGCACCUUGAGCAGGAAUUGAAGGAGAUCUCGCACAGAGAUAAGCUCUCAGAGCAUCCAAUCCGACAAAUUCAGACAAGACACUGGCAGUUGCUGAAGGACUCCCAGCAGGAUGGACACGAUGAACAAUUCCGAAAGAUCAUGCAAAUCAGAACCUCACUGAAAGAAUACUAUGAGGCUCUUCUCCAACAACAAAGACUGUCGUGUCUGAAGAAGCCCACAAAAUACAAGAUCAACUUCCUUCGUGAUUGA